UGGCUUUAUUUAAUUUCAUCAAAAUAAAAAUGCUGCAGCCAUUGCUGCGGAAAGCCAAGACCAUGAGAUGUCUCCUCACCCAAUCAUCGCGCUUGAAUGUCUCAAUUAUCCCCAAUUUCAAUCGCCCUAAUCAAAUUCUAAGCUCUCAUUUCCUUUCUCCUCCAUUUGUAGGCCAGGUACAGCAUUUGCUGCACCAAACGUAUAAUUUGACGCUCGUUUUACGCGCAAUCACACGCAUAUUAUGUGGUUCCUGGAGUUCGAAUUCGAGGGCUAAUUCGCGGGAAUAUUGUUCGAGGUCGAUUACUAGAGCUAAAUCCAUGGCAUCGGCGAAGGUUGCGAGCGACCCGGAGUCGAUAUCCUACUUGAAUCAGCGAGAAGCUGCGGAAAUCGAUGAGAUUCUGAUGGGGCCGCUUGGCUUCAGCGUUGAUCAGCUGAUGGAAUUGGCUGGUUUGAGUGUGGCCACGUCGAUAGCUGAGGUCUAUAAACCAGCUGAACAUAACCGUGUUCUUGCUAUAUGUGGCCCGGGGAAUAAUGGUGGUGAUGGUCUUGUAGCUGCUCGUCAUUUGCAUCACUUUGGAUAUAAUCCAUUCGUUUGUUAUCCAAAGCGUACUGCUAAGGCUCUUUACAAUGGUCUGGUUACACAGUUGGAGUCGCUUCCCAUUCCUUUCCUGUCAGUUGAAGACCUGCCAGUGGACUUAUCAACAAGCUUUGACAUUGUACUGGAUGCAGUAUUUGGGUUUUCAUUCCAGGGCAGCCCGAGGCCUCCUUUUGAUGAUAUUAUACAAAGGUUGGUAGCUUUAGGAAACCGGAAUGAGAAGAAUGAGAAAUCACCUGUCAUAGUCUCGGUUGAUAUUCCAUCUGGGUGGCAUGUUGAAGAAGGUGAUCUGAGUGGCAAAGGCAUUAGACCGGACUUGCUGGUUUCCUUGACUGCUCCUAAGUUAUGUGCCAAAAGAUUCUCUGGCCCUCACCAUUUCCUUGGAGGCAGAUUUGUUCCCCCUGCCAUUGCUGAAAAAUUCAAGCUAAACCUUCCAGAAUAUCCUGGAACUUCUAUGUGUGUCCGGAUUGGUAAGCCUCCACGAGUUGAUAUAUCAGCUCUUAGAGAGAACUACAUUUCUCCUGAGUUAUCUGAGGACCAAGCUGAAGCUGAUCCAUUUACUCAGUUCCAGAAAUGGUUUGAUGAUGCCGUGGCAGCUGCCUUGAAGGAACCAAAUGCUAUGGCCAUUUGCACGACAGGGAAGGAUGGGAAGCCCUCGUCAAGAAUGGUAUUGCUGAAAGGAUUUGACAGAGAUGGUUUCGUCUGGUACACGAAUUAUGGAAGUCAAAAAGCUCAUCAAAUAUCAGAAAACCCUCAAGCUGCUCUCCUGUUUUAUUGGGGUGCCUUAAAUCGCCAGGUAAGGAUUGAAGGGCCAGUGCAAAAGGUUUCUGAUGAAGAAUCCGAGCAGUACUUCCACAGCCGUCCUAGGGGAAGCCAGAUUGGUGCAAUUGUCAGCAAACAGAGCACUGUAAUCCCUGGAAGGCAGUUUCUUUACCAACAACAGGCAGAACUGGAGGCCAAGUACUCUGACGGAAGCCUGAUUCCAAAACCCAAAUAUUGGGGAGGAUAUAGACUCAAACCAGAGGUUUUCGAGUUCUGGCAAGGACAACCAUCCCGCCUGCACGAUAGGUUGCGCUAUACUCCGGAUGGAAAGGGGGCAUGGAAAAUGGAGAGGUUGUCUCCAUGACUAGUAUUUACAACUACAUCAUCCUCGUUAUGAAAUCAUACUUCUCUUUACAUGAUGUUUCAUAUUCUUUUCUGCAUCUUAUGAUGGAAAGUUAGCAGAUUUUAUUGCUACAUAUACAAUUUAAUUUGUAAGCCUCACUGUAAAUGUCAUGCAUGUGUACGAGAAAACUAUUUGUCGACA
Salvia miltiorrhiza (redroot sage) is the source of this 1901-nucleotide messenger RNA. RefSeq names its product pyridoxine/pyridoxamine 5'-phosphate oxidase 1, chloroplastic-like. Gene Ontology annotation, cellular component: mitochondrion. Gene Ontology annotation, biological process: pyridoxine biosynthetic process. The record is from RefSeq and is a predicted model, not a curated record. Gene Ontology annotation, molecular function: pyridoxamine phosphate oxidase activity; NAD(P)HX epimerase activity; FMN binding. Lineage: Eukaryota; Viridiplantae; Streptophyta; Magnoliopsida; Lamiales; Lamiaceae. Bases 30 to 1721 code for a protein of 563 amino acids. The transcript is spliced from 14 exons.